Messenger RNA from Xyrauchen texanus (razorback sucker), 1520 nucleotides. It is a transcript of the gene rbp1.2, whose product is annotated as retinol binding protein 1, cellular, tandem duplicate 2. Gene Ontology annotation, molecular function: fatty acid binding. Gene Ontology annotation, biological process: fatty acid transport. The record is from RefSeq and is a predicted model, not a curated record. The transcript has 4 exons. Gene Ontology annotation, cellular component: cytosol; nucleus. The coding region runs from base 30 to 446 and encodes 138 amino acids. NCBI's taxonomy places the organism in Eukaryota, Metazoa, Chordata, Actinopteri, Cypriniformes, Catostomidae.
AGGAGAACGUAGAAGGCAACAUACUCUAGAUGUCUUCCACAGACAUGAAUGGAUAUUGGAAAAUGAUAAGCAAUGAAAACUUUGAUGAAUAUAUGGAAGCACUUGAUGUAAAUAUUAUCACCAGAAAAAUUGCCAGCUAUCUCAUCCUUGAUAAGGAGAUUGUUCAGAAUGGUGAUCAUUUUAAUAUCAAGACUCUCAGCACCUUUAGGAAUUACCACAUGGAGUUUGAUGUUGGAAAGGAGUUUGAGGAGGAUUUGGUUGGCAUAGAUGAUAGGAAAUGCAUGACUACCGUAAACUGGGAGGGAGACAAACUGGUGUGUGUACAGAAAGGAGAGAAGGAGGGAAGAGGCUGGACACAAUGGGUGAAUGGAGAUGAGUUACAUGUGGAAAUGCAAGCCUGCGGCAUGGUGUGUAAGCAAGUUUUUAAGAGACAAGUUCUCGACUGAGGUGCCUUCAACCACAAGUAUUUUAUCGUGAUUUGCUGUCUGCCUGAUAAUAACAGUCAUUAGUGCGUUUAACAUUGUCAUCUUUUAAUUAUGUUGUCUUUUUUAUUCCUUCAAUUAUUGACAUCAAUAAAAGAAAGUUUGGACUAAGCUUUUUACAAGAAAAUAAAAUGGGAACACAUAGACACAAACAGUAAAUACUCUGAUAUUGUAUAGGUUCUGGUGCAGAAAGAUCUAGCAAAUGGAAAUAAAUUCAAUAAAUCAGAUGAUUUGUAGAAAGAAUAACAUUAAUUUGUAAAAAAUAAUAAAUGAAAUAAAAUCAAUCUAAAGAAGAACUUUGAAGAAAUGUAACAAUACAGAAAUAAAAAGGUUUGGUUAUAAAUGUUGAGAAAAUAAAUCUAAAGAUAUAGCCAAGUACUAAGUCCUGGAACAAAACUAAUAAUACAAAGUAUUGCUUCGUCUAAGGAAUUAAGUAAACGAGAAAAAGUCAAAGUACAGAGAUGAUUUGAAGCUUCAGAUCUGGAGUCAGUUGCGGAGAGCAAAAAGUUAGAGAUUAGUCUGCCAACCAAAGAUUCGUUAGAGUCUACAUAUCCUAUGUGUAAGUGCAAAAGCACUUCCUUUUUAGGUGCAAGAGUUCUGCGUGAUGUCCUGCAAUAACUCAGGUUGUCAGGUCAGCGCGCUCUGACUUACUGAGGUGCGAAAGCUGUGGUUAAGUCAAAAUGUCCAAAACAGACCCCCUUGCAUGUUUGUUGUAGCUAGGUACUGCAUUGUAAAUGACUGAACUCUUCAUGAUGAGCAAAGCAAUAGAAUAAAGAAUAAAAACAGACACUUAGUUCUAUCUGACUCCGACUCUGCGGUCUUUGGAGGUAUUCGAGUUUGCACGAACUCUCAUACAAUGUCAUACAAAGAGAACAACCUAAUAUUCCAGCAUACACGUUGAACAUAACUGAGUACAUUGAUAGUAUGAAUGUACAGAUACAUGAGUACAAUGAUGAUACGAAUAGAGAAAUUAGUACAUUAACGUGGAUAUAUGAAUGCGAUUGCAUAAAUGAUUAUAUUUUAUUUCAAGCAUAUCAU